Messenger RNA from Brassicogethes aeneus, 869 nucleotides. NCBI's taxonomy places the organism in Eukaryota, Metazoa, Arthropoda, Insecta, Coleoptera, Nitidulidae. The record is from the annotation of a GenBank genome assembly.
CAAAUCGCAUGUUAACUGCCGAUUAAUCUAAAAAUUUUUAAUUUCAGAUUUUUUAUUAUAUUUAUUAUAAUUAACUUAUAACCCAAAAUAAUCCUCCGAUUUUAUUUGUUUGAUUUUGUCCAGUAAGUGUUGACCCUUUGAAUCCUAACCUCAAAAAAAACGCUUUUUCCGAAAAAUCCACGUAUUUUUUUAUUUGAAUCAUGGCCCCAAUAAGUGAUUUAAGGAUAGCGGUUAUUUGUUCAUGUAAUAUGAAUAGAAGCAUGGAGGCGCACCAUUUUUUAUCGAAAAAAGGGUUUAUUGUAAAAAGUUUUGGAACAGGGGACAAAAUUAAAAUACCGGGUUCUGCGGCCGACAAGCCGAAUAUUUAUGAUUUCGGCAUUACGUACGACGAGAUUUAUCAAGAUUUGCUCAAUAAAGACAAAACAUUAUACACUCAAAACGGUAUGUUGCAUACGCUGGACAGGAAUAAGAGGAUAAAAUCGCACCCGGAAAAAUUCCAGGAGGCGAAUGAAAAGUUUGACUUGCUGAUAACAUGCGAAGAAAAAGUGUACGAUCAAGUUUUGGAAUUUAUGGAGACCCAAGAACCAAGUGACAAUUCCAUUGCACACGUUAUUAAUUUCGAUAUCCCGGAUAAUUUGGAGGAAGCCACCAUUGGGGCCUUUUUAAUUAGCGACCUGUGCACAAUGAUAAUAAAAAGUGAAGACUUGGAUAAUGAUAUUGAAGAAGUGCUGCACACUUUUGAAGAUAAAGCUGAAAGGCCAAUUUUGCAUAGCAUUAUAUUCAACUGAAAUUUUUAAAAUUGAAAAGUUAUUUUAAGUGUAUAGGAUGUAAUCUUAAUGCUUAACGUACUACAUUUGAUAACUAUAGGU